CAAAAGAAUAUCCACCGAUUGGUGACGAAAAAUCAUGAAUAAAUCUCCAUUCCACGAGGAUUUUAUAGAAUUCAACUGGCGAGACUGAAGAAGACUCUACACCUGCAGAGAGAGGAGAUAUACCAGAAAAUGGCGAGGGUUGACAAUAUUUCAGAAUUCGAGGGAUUAAAAUCGGGGGAGGAAAACAGUGGCUUUUCCAGGGGCGAUGAAAAUUCAGGAUUAGCUGCGCGCAUUCAGGAUCUCUGUCCAGCUGAUAGGAGAAGCAUCGGCAGGCUCGUGACGAAAUUAGCGGAAUGUCUUCAAGCCAAAGACGGAUUGGAGAUCGAUUUGGCUGAGGCGAGAGCUGAAAAUGAGGCGUUGAUCAAUCGUUAUGAGAUUUUUUAUAAUCAACAGCUGGAGGAAAAGGAGAAAAUCAGGUCUCAGCUUGCAGAGAAGACUGAACGGUUGGAUAAAUUCACCCUUCGAACCGCUAAUGCAUUCAGACUUUUGGGGGAUCAGAUGAAAAUCCAGGAAAAGGAGUAUCUCAAGCUCACUGAUAUGGUGAAAGAACUUCUCCACACAAAAUUGCGGUUGGAAAAUGCUGUGGUCGAUCGAGACAGGAAAAUUCGCCUCAUCGAGACGAAAAAUCAGUAGAUUCGGAGAAUUUUUAUUCUCAAAAAACACGAGGAAAUCCCCCACAAAUGUCAGAGGAUAAUACAAAA
Molecule: messenger RNA, 701 nt
Organism: Fopius arisanus
Lineage: Eukaryota; Metazoa; Arthropoda; Insecta; Hymenoptera; Braconidae
Exons: 5
Coding region: 130-633 (167 amino acids)
Source: RefSeq, a predicted model, not a curated record